This is a messenger RNA of Setaria italica (foxtail millet), 1296 nucleotides long. Its product is annotated as E3 ubiquitin-protein ligase SINA-like 2. The record is from RefSeq and is a predicted model, not a curated record. Gene Ontology annotation, molecular function: zinc ion binding. Lineage: Eukaryota; Viridiplantae; Streptophyta; Magnoliopsida; Poales; Poaceae. The transcript is spliced from 3 exons. Bases 188 to 1027 code for a protein of 279 amino acids.
CCGUUGCUGCCGUCCCCGUCAGUUCCCGUCCCCCACGUUCUCGACGGGCUCUGAUCAACGCGAUUACGCGAGUGAGGUCGCCGCCCGGGGGAGUAGUUGAGCGCGGAGGGGGUCGCCGGCGGCGGAGCAGUCCCAGCGGCCCCUAAUUCGUUGAGAGGUGACCAGCAAGCUAGUGGUUUUGCAGGUGAUGGAGCCGAAAGGGGAAACUAAGACGGACGGAGUGAGAAUGGCAAUGGGUCCCUUGGACUGCCCUGUCUGCUACGAGCCCCUUGAGCCUCCGAUUUACCAGUGUGGUGUGGGGCAUUUGGUCUGCAAGUCAUGCUGCAAGAGGCUCAAGAAGUGCCCCCUAUGUACAAGAACUGCCUUUGAGCGCUGCUUUGGCAUGGAGCGCGUUGUCGAAACUGUUGAGGUUCCUUGUUGCUUUGCAAAGAACGGAUGCACCAAGAAGAUCACCUACUUCAACAAGAAAAAGCACGAGAAGGCAUGCCGGUAUGGGCCGUGCUUCUGCCCGGAACCUGGCUGCGGCUUCACUGGGCCAGCGGUGGCGCUGGCGAACCAUCUCAUCACCCGCCACAAGUGGCCGUUCAUGAAGUUCAAGUACUUUGAGCAGUUCAGCCUCUCCCUCCAGCGAGGCCCACGCGUGCUCCAAGCCCCGGACAGCAAAAUUUUCCUCAUGAACUUGAAGCCCGUGGAGCCCCUGGGGCACGCCAUCUCCCUCGUCUGCGUCCAGCCGGAGGCCAUGGACUCCAGGUUCGGGUGCUCGGUGGCCUUCUCGUGCUUCACGGGCCACCACCAGCUCUCAACGCUGGAUGCUGUGAGAAGCUCCUCCCUGUCUGAUGGGAUGCCAGAGGACUUCUUCUGCAUCGUGCCCAAGGCUGGAGGAACUGAGAUCUUUCUCCGAACCACCAUAGAUAACGAGUUGGUGCAUGAUGAAGAGGACGAGCUGGAGGAUGAGGAUGAGGAUGAGGAUGACGAGAGCUACAAUGAGGACGAGGAUGACGAAGAAGAUGAUUCUGACGACGAGUGAUUCGAUAUCGGACCAUCUACGCAGUGCUCUAGAUCAAAUUAUUUAGGUUGGGUUCUUCGUCUUGACAAGUCGUCUAAGCAGACUAUGGUUUAGUUGAUCAGUACUUGAACUCGUAUCGAGACUUUUUAUUCGUGUUCUUCUAGAAAAACCUGUUACAGUACCAGAUCUCUGUAGCCGAUUGUUACCGGUUCUGUAGUGAUACUGAGGAAACCAUGCUGCCGCCCGGGCAAUUUGGUGCCGAAAUCUUGUAUCGAUUCUGAUUUAUUUCC